AUGUCGCCGCUUUGCAAAAGAUUGAUCAUUUGAGGCUCUUGAUGCUGCGCAGAGCGGCCUUUGCGUUUCAGGUGCUUUGGCUAAUAAUUAAUAGAUGUGAAGAGGCGCGGUGUGGUGGGUUCACAGCUGGCUGACUGGCUGCACUCUGCAGUUCAGUCACUGAUAGCCUCCAAGUAUGGUUAGGACAAGAUCAGAGUCAGAAAUUGGACACUGAGGGUCAGUAUAGACAGGUAGCUACCAUGAGUGGUUGGGUCGUCGUCCUCACAUUUCUCGCCUUCACCUCCACGGCCGCAAAACCCAACGCUGGUUUGAAAACGUGGGGACGUUUCAGUAAACUGCCCUACCCCGGUGACAAGGCUUUCCUCUACGAUAACUUCCCCAGCAAUUUCAUAUGGGCGGUGGGCACGGCGGCGUACCAGGUGGAAGGCGCGUUUGAGAAGGACGGCAAGGGACUCUCCAUUUGGGACACUUUUACGCGCGGUGGGAACCGAAUGGCCACCGGAGACGUGGGCAGCGACAGUUACCACAACAUCCACGCUGACAUCCGAGCCAUCAGACAGCUCGGUGUCAGCCACUACAGAUUUUCACUGUCCUGGGCCAGGAUAUUUCCCAACGGCACCCGCGGGAGUUACAACGAAGUCGGCACCAACUACUACCGGACGCUGAUCAAGAAGCUGAAGGAGAUCCGUGUCCAGCCGGUGGUCACCCUCUAUCAUUGGGACCUGCCCGAUCACCUUCAGCAGACCUUCGGCGGCUGGAGUAACCCGGAGCUUGUGGAGAUUUUCAAGGACUACGCCGAUUUUUGCUUCCAGAUUUUCGGGGAUGAUGUGAAGUACUGGAUCACCAUUGAUAACCCGUUUGUGGUGGCGCGGCAUGGCUAUGGCACCGGAGUCGUCGCUCCCGGGAUUAAGAACGACCCCGAUCUCCCAUUCCGGAUUGGACACAAUCUGAUCAAGGCUCAUGCAGCUGCAUGGCAUCUUUAUGAUCGCCACUACCGACCCCGUCAGAAGGGCAAGCUGUCCAUGGCGCUGGCCUCUCACUGGAUCCAGCCCAGUCGCACCCGUCUGGAAAGCCUGCGCGAAUGCCAGUGCUCCCUGGACCACGUGCUGGGCUGGUUCGCACGGCCACUGUUCACUGAUGGAGACUAUCCUCCCUGCAUGAAGGCGAGGCUGGGCUCACGGCUCCCCUCCUUCACUCAUGAGGAGAGGGCGCAGGUGAAGGGAACGGCCGACUUCUUCGCGCUCUCUCACGGAGCGACCCUCAGCUUCCAGCUCAUCAAUGACAGCCUGAAGUUUGGGCAGCAGGAGGAUCUGGACCUGAGGAUGUUGCUCUACUGGGUCAACGCUGAGUACGACAAGCCGUCCAUCUUUGUGGUGCAGAGUGGUUGGUAUGUGCUCGGCAGUACAAAGACAGAAGACCCAAAACACAUGUACUACCUGAAGAGGUUUAUAGCAGAAGCACUUAAAUCGAUUGUCAUAGAUGGAGUGAAUGUGAUUGGAUACACAGCCUGGUCUCUGAUAGAUGGCUUCGAGUGGCACAGAGAAUACGGGAUACGACGGGGGCUUUACUAUGUUGACUUCAACACUCCUGAAAUGAAGAGGGAGCCAAAGACUUCUGCCACCUUUUACAGGAACGUCAUCCACAGGAAUGGUUUCCCAGAACUUCCAGAGAACAGACCAGCACAGGGAGUGUUCCCAUGUCGUUUUACCUGGGGUGUAUCUGCCAACUCCAUACAGGUGGAGACUAUGCCCAGCCAGUUUACUGACCACAGCGUUUAUCUUUGGAAUAUCUCCAACAACGGAGAGCUGGUGAAGCUGGAGGGCAUCAGUGCACCACCUUUACACCGACCCACACACUGUGCUGACUACGUCAGCAUCCUACACCAGGUAGAUAGAAUCCGGCAGGUGGGGGUGAACCACUUCCACUUCUCUCUGAACUGGUCGGCUCUGGUACCCACGGGUGACGCGGCUCAGCCUAACACCACUCUGCUGGGCUACUACCGCUGCUUCACCCGUCAGCUGCAGCAGGCCAACAUCACGCCUGUCGUCACACUGUGGCACCACACACGCCAGCGCGGCAACCUGCCAGCCACAUUGGAUAACACCAACAAGUGGCUGAACAGGGAGACCCCACAGGCCUUUGCAGACUAUGCCAGACUUUGUUACAGAGAACUGGGUGCCCAUGUGAAAAUGUGGAUCACCUUGAAUGAGCCCAAUGAUGAGAUGGUCAGCUACCAGGAAGGUCAUCAGAUGUUACGGGCGCAUGCUCUGGCCUGGCGUGUUUAUGACCGUGAGUUUAGACAUGCACAGGGAGGAGAGGUGUCUCUGGCUCUGCACAUGGACUGGGUGGAACCAGCCUUUUCAUUCAGCCGUCAAGACGUGGAACCAGCUAAAAGGGUUUUAGACUUCCGGGUUGGCUGGUUUGCAGAGCCGAUCUUCGGCAGUGGGGACUAUCCUGUGGCCAUGAGGAGCUGGCUGCGUCAGCUCAACUCACUUGACCUGCCGGUUUUCAAUGAAGAGGACAGAGAGCUGGUUAAAGGAACGUAUGACUUCUUUGCCAUUAGUCAUUUCAGUACCAAGUUGGUAACACAUGCCAAGGAAGACUCGUAUACCUACUCAGCAAUGCUAGAGGUUCAACACAUGAUAGACACCACAUGGAUCAGGUCCCCGAGGCCUGUUGUCCCCUGGGGCUUGAGGAAGGCCCUCAACUGGGUGAAGGAGCACUAUAGUGACGUACCUGUCUAUGUGAUGGCUAAUGGGGUCCAGGAAAACCAAGCCCACUUCAAGGACAGCCUAAGAGUCUAUUACCUGUACAACUACAUAAAUGAGGCGCUGAAAGCAUAUGCUCUGGACGGUGUAAACCUGAAGGGUUAUUUUGCUUACGCCCUGAACGACCAAAGGGACCCUGGGUUUGGCUUGUAUGGCCAAGUCCAAGACGAGGUCAUUGUCAAGGCCUCUCUCUCCAACUAUCGCAACAUCAUCCAGCACAAUGGCUUCCCCAUUCAGGGAGCGGCGCCCCAGCAGUGUCCCAGCGCGCCUCAGCCCUGCCUGGGCUGCAGUGUGCUGGUGAAGAGGCCUGUAGUGGGCUUCCUGACUCUGGUGGGUUCAGGGGUGCUGAUCACCCUGGGCAUCAUCAUCUACUACACAACCAAGAAACGCAAGGAGUGUUACUGACGAUCGUGACUGUAGGAUUUGUUUCGUGUCUUUAUAAAUGUGUCAAGAAAGAAACUGAACUUGAUGUUCAGUGUAGUUUGUCAGCUUUUAUAGUUCUUUUGACUUAAUGUUAAAUGAAGUCUGAAUAAGUACGAAGUGGUGAAAGCAUCAUGUUGCAUGCUUUGCUGACACUGCCAUUUUCACGUAGAUUCCAAAGUGGAGGAAACCUCUGGACGGUACACUUGACUG
Molecule: messenger RNA, 3401 nt
Organism: Monopterus albus (swamp eel)
Lineage: Eukaryota; Metazoa; Chordata; Actinopteri; Synbranchiformes; Synbranchidae
Gene: kl
Product: klotho
Exons: 13
Coding region: 240-3173 (977 amino acids)
Biological process (GO): carbohydrate metabolic process; fibroblast growth factor receptor signaling pathway
Molecular function (GO): fibroblast growth factor binding; hydrolase activity, hydrolyzing O-glycosyl compounds; fibroblast growth factor receptor binding
Source: RefSeq, a predicted model, not a curated record